UUCCAUUGCCCCAACCCCUACCAAUCUCAGGUCAACCGACUCUAUCCAACAAGACCCAGCCCCCUUCGCAAGGCCGAAGCUGACCCCCACCCCCACCCCCACCCCCACCAACCCCUCCUCCCUCCCUCCCUCAAUUAUUAUAAGUUGUUAGCAUUGUUAAUCACUUCAGAGUCGACCGAUCCAUCCGACCAUCAGCUGUAUUGUUCGGUGGAUGACAGCAGGGGAGAGGUGCGAUUCUGACUUUCUGAGGGGCGGCUGGAUUCCAAGAAACCAUCUUCUUGUGCUGCUAGCUAGGGGCGACGCAGUUUCUGUCAGGGAAUUGUAAACCGGUGGUCUCGAGGAACCCAAUCCCAUGGCCGGCAAGGAAAUCUACCACAAGAUGAAGGACAAGGUGAAAGAUGCUUUUAGUUCGUCAGGGCCAGAAACAGGGAAAGGCAAGACAAAAUUGUCAGGCAGGCGUGUCAAGCAUGGUUACCAUCUUGUCAAGGGGAAAUCAAAUCAUCCAAUGGAGGACUACUUGGUGGCGGAGUACAGGCAAGUUGGGGAGCAUGAUUUGGGUUUGUUUGCAAUAUUUGAUGGCCACCUGGGCCACACUGUUCCAGACUUUCUGCGUGCACAUCUCUUUGAUAACAUCUUGAGCGAGCCAGAAUUCUUGAGUGACACGAAAAAUGCUAUUAGAAAAGCAUAUCUACUUACCGAUGAGAAAAUAUUGGAAAAAGCAGCUGAGUUGGGAAGAGGAGGCUCCACGGCUGUUACCGCCAUCUUGAUAAGCAGUAACGAUAGUGUGAAGCUAGUGGUCGCAAAUAUUGGAGAUUCACGAGCAGUUAUUAGCAAGAAUGGUAAAGCAGAGCAGCUUUCAGUUGAUCAUGAGCCUAGCAUGGAGCGACAAAUUAUUGAGGAAAAAGGUGGAUUUGUUUCGAACCUACCAGGAGAUGUCCCACGAGUUGAUGGGCAGCUGGCUGUUGCAAGAGCAUUCGGAGACCGGAGCUUGAAAAAGCACCUCAGUUCUGAGCCACACGUGGCUGAGGAAGUCAUCGAUGAGAGUUCAGAUUUCCUAAUUCUAGCAAGUGAUGGCCUGUGGAAGGUGAUGACCAACCAAGAGGCUGUUGAUGAGAUCAAGGACAUCAGGGACGCACAGGCAGCUGCGAAACAUCUAACGGAGCAGGCGGUGAACAGGAAGAGCAAAGACGACAUCUCCUGCGUCGUCGUAAACUUCCACUGCUAGCAGAGCUUGAAGCUGCUAGCCUCUCAAGUGUACAAUUGCUUUUAUGUCAGAUUGGUUUUACGGUUCAGCUGUUGUUGGUCGGAUAUUGUGUUCAAUCUUUUCUUGUUGGGAAUAAUCCACCACCCAAGGGGAUCAAGGUUUUUUUAGAAUAUUGUUGUUUGUUCAAAGGCUAUAAUAAAAGUGUUUCUCUUUUUGUCA
Molecule: messenger RNA, 1423 nt
Organism: Hordeum vulgare subsp. vulgare (domesticated barley)
Lineage: Eukaryota; Viridiplantae; Streptophyta; Magnoliopsida; Poales; Poaceae
Product: probable protein phosphatase 2C 62
Exons: 5
Coding region: 353-1225 (290 amino acids)
Biological process (GO): protein dephosphorylation
Cellular component (GO): nucleus; cytosol
Molecular function (GO): protein serine/threonine phosphatase activity
Source: RefSeq, a predicted model, not a curated record